AGAAGAAGUCCGCUGUUUGGUAAUGUUUACAUUCUGUCAGGAGGAAGACGGCAGGAACCUUUAUUGUGUUUGCGGCGGCGGUUUAACGCGUCUUCUUCCAUCAUGGAGACGCUCUUUGACUUUCUCACGAUGUUCAACGUCAAAGCAAGCAGCAGCUCUGUGACUCUCAGCCUCCUCCUCAUCUUUCUAGUUCUUCUUUACUGGUAUUCCGUCUAUCCGUUCUCAGUCCUCUCUCGGUACGGCAUCAAACAUCCGAAGCCGGUGCCGUUUUUCGGGAACUUGUUUUUGUUUCGGGAGGGUUUCUUUAAACCCCUCAGUGAUCUUAUAAAGACGAACGGCAGAGUGUGCGGGUAUUAUUUGGGCCGUAAGCCGGUGGUGGUGGUAGCCGACCCCGACCUGCUCAGACAUGUGAUGGUGAAGGACUUCAGCAGCUUCCCUAACAGAAUGACUCUGCGCUUCGCCACCAAACCCAUGGUGGACUGUUUGCUGGCGCUGAGGAACGAGCGGUGGAAGAGAGUGAGGAGCAUCAUGACUCCGUCCUUCAGCGCUGCCAAGAUGAAAGAAAUGGUUCCGCUCAUCAACACGGUAACAGAAGUUCUGAUGAAGAACCUGAACACCCACGCCGAGUCCGGCCAGGCUUUCGACAUCCACAGGUGUUUUGGCUUUUUCACCAUGGACGUGAUCGCCAGCGUGGCCUUCGCUACCCAGGUGGACUCCCAGAACAAACCCGACGACCCGUUCGUCCACCACGCCCAAAUGUUCUUCACCUUUUCCUUCUUCAGGCCCAUGAUGAUGUUUUUCAUUGCUUUCCCGUCCAUCAUGGCUCCUCUGGCGCGAUUCAUCCCAAACAAACGACGAGACCAGAUGAGUAAUUUCUUCAUCCACAGCAUCCAGAAGAUCAUCAAGCAGAGAGAAGAGCAGCCUCCAGACCAGAGGCGCAGAGACUUCCUGCAGCUGAUGCUGGACGCUCGAACGGGCAAAGAGUGUGCGUCUCUGGACCAGUUCGACACCUCGAACCACGGAGACGAGGCGGUGGCGAGCUCCAAACCGUCGGAUCAAGACAACAGCCACUCGGAGGAGUCGGCGCUCAGACGUCCGCAGAAGAAGAUGAUGACCGAGGAUGAAAUCGUGGGGCAGGCUUUCAUCUUCCUCCUGGCGGGCUACGAAACCACCAGCAGCACUCUGGGCUUCACCUGCUACCUGCUGGCCACCCACCCCGAGUGUCACCGCCGAGUUCAGCAGGAGGUGGAUGACUUCUUCAGCAGACAUGAGUCACCUGAUUACACCAACGUCCAGGAGCUGAAGUACAUGGACAUGGUCGUAUCCGAGACGCUGCGGCUCUACCCUCCUGGAUUCAGGUUCGCUAGAGAAGUGGAGGAGGACUGUGUGGUCAACGGCCUGCGCCUCCCAAAAGGAGCAACGCUGGAGAUUCCUGCAGGCUUCCUCCAUUACGACCCGGAAUACUGGCCCGAGCCGGAGAAGUUCAUCCCUGAGAGGUUCACUCCAGAGGCCAAGGCCAGCCGACACCCGUUUGUUUACCUCCCGUUUGGGUCGGGACCCCGUAACUGUGUGGGAAUGAGGCUGGCCCAGCUGGAGAUCAAGAUCGCCUUAGCGCACCUGUUCCGCAGGUUCAACGUCGUGGCGUGCUCCGAGACCAAAGUUCCUCUGGAGCUGAAGUCUUCAAGCACUCUGGGACCCAAAAACGGCAUUUUCGUCAAACUUACUAAAAGGGAAGCAGAUUCUCCAGCGGACGAUUAGAACAACUCGCCUUCAGAAGAAGAAAUGUAUAAAAACUUUGUUUCUGUCAUUAAAAAGAGAGUGUUUUAAUGAAGGACGGAGCUUUCAGCUGUUGGUAGAAACAGAUUUUUGCUGCUAAAACUUCCAAUAAACAAACAUUGAUGAAACAUUUAAAGGAGCAGACCUGCAGGAAUCUCAUGGACCGGCUCAAACCAGAACCUUCAAAUUCUCCUGCCUUAAAUCAAGAAAAUGGACGGAAAUGUAAAACGCUGCUGAAUAAACAAUAUUAUAAAUCGUAUUCUGUGACAUGUAGCUACAGUUAUGUCAUGUGCAGAGUUUGGAUCUUAUAUUAAUCAAUAGAAAAGCUGCUUUUAGACACAACAAACAAAACAUUCUUUGAAGCAAAGUCCUUCUGUAGGUUUGAUUGACUUUUACUAUAGUACAUUUAUUCUGAAAAUUCAGAUUUUUUAAUGAUUUGUUUUGGUUUACAGUAAGAUGUUUGAUGGAAAUGUGACAUUUUAGGGAAAAAAAUCAUUUUUGAAAUGAUUAAAUAUAGUUAACCCUGCUGGACCUUCCCGGGUCGCUCCUGUAACAGAAUAAAUGUUCAUUUUUCCUCAGAGUAGCUGCUCCCAUCCUGACACAUCUGGAACAAAAAUCACCUUUUUAAGGCGACUGAUCGCAUCAGCUUUAAAAAUUGUAUUUAAAUAAUAACCACUUUUCUAAAUAAAUUAAAUAUCCUAAGGAUAAAUUAGAUUCAAUCAGAAAAUAAAUCAUUUUUUCUUUAAAUAUCCUUUAAAAAUAUUCAUUUUCAUGUCCACCAACAUUUUAAAAAUGUUUUCCACAUUCAGUUUGUUUGGGAUCAUUUUGCUGUAAAAAGUUUCUGAAUGAAUUGAAUCAUAUAAACGGGUCAAAACCUCUAAAUUCCAAUAAAACAACACAAUUAAAUCAACA
Oryzias melastigma (Indian medaka) is the source of this 2688-nucleotide messenger RNA. RefSeq names its product thromboxane A synthase 1 (platelet) (gene tbxas1). Bases 103 to 1758 code for a protein of 551 amino acids. Gene Ontology annotation, molecular function: iron ion binding; oxidoreductase activity, acting on paired donors, with incorporation or reduction of molecular oxygen; steroid hydroxylase activity. The transcript has 14 exons. The record is from RefSeq and is a predicted model, not a curated record. Lineage: Eukaryota; Metazoa; Chordata; Actinopteri; Beloniformes; Adrianichthyidae.